Molecule: messenger RNA, 11067 nt
Organism: Peromyscus californicus insignis
Lineage: Eukaryota; Metazoa; Chordata; Mammalia; Rodentia; Cricetidae
Gene: Lrguk
Product: leucine rich repeats and guanylate kinase domain containing
Exons: 16
Coding region: 1-3906 (1301 amino acids)
Cellular component (GO): cytosol
Molecular function (GO): protein binding; GMP kinase activity
Source: RefSeq, a predicted model, not a curated record
AUGUCGGCCUACGAGAAAAGUACCUCGAAGGGGAAAGCGCCUUCUCUCCAGGGAGGCUUGGGAGCCUCCCGAGCUGUAAUCCAGGCAAUACUGUCGCUCGCAGCAAAACAUCGUCAGACACAAUGGCCUGCUUUUCCCAUGGGACAGAGAACGAAAGGGACUUUCAAAAGCGCCUCCUCCUACCUCCUCCAACAGCUCAUCCACCGCUCCCGCUCUCCGGAUGCAGAAGUGGAGGCGCACCAUCAGAACGAAGAGGAAUCCGAAGAGUCCGAGGAAUCCGAAACGAUGAAUUUGGAGGAGGAGUUUGAUGGGAUCCUGAGAGAGGAGGCCGUGGCUGAGGCACUCGAUGAACUGGGAUGGUCAGGCCCUGGGACGGAGCAGGUCUACCUCAACCUGAAUUUAUCAAACUGUGAUUUAACUGACAUCAGCAUUCUGCGUGACUAUAUUCACCUACAGAAGCUGAAUCUUUCGGGAAACAAAAUCGAAGAUCUGUCUUGUGUGAGCUGCAUGCCAUAUCUCCUAGAACUAAAUGCUUCUCAGAACAAGCUGACUACCUUCUUCAAUUUCAAACCACCCCAAAAUCUCAAGAAGGUGGAUAUUUCCUCCAACCAAAUUUUUGAAAUGUGUGACCUGUCGGCGUACAACACUCUCACUCAACUGAUUUUGGACAACAACGAGAUAAAAGAAAUCAAUGGACUAGAGAAUUGCAUCAGCCUGACCCACCUUAGUCUGGCUGGCAACAAGAUCACCACAAUUAACGGCUUAGGAACAUUACCCAUCAAAGUGCUUUGUUUGCGCAACAACCAGAUCGAGGCCAUCAUGGGUCUGGAGGAACUGAAAGCCUUGCAGAAGGUGGAUCUGUCCUACAAUCAGAUCAGUAGCCUCCAGGGUUUGGAGAACCACGACCUCCUGGAAGUGAUCAACCUUGAGGAUAACAAGAUUGAGGAGCUGAGCGAAAUAGAAUACAUUGAAAAUCUUCCUAUCCUUCGAGUUCUCAAUCUACUAAAGAAUCCAAUUCAGAACAAAUCUGAAUACUGGCACUUUGUAAUAUUUAUGCUGCUGCGACUGACAGAAUUAGAUCAGCAGAAGAUUAAAGUGGAAGAAAAGGUUUCUGCAGUGAAUAAAUAUGACCCUCCUCCUGAAGUGGUUGCUGUCCGAGAUCACAUGACCCAUGUUGUCAACAGCAUGUCGCAGCCACAAAGGAUCUUUGACAGCACCCUGCCAAGUCUGGAUGCCCCUUAUCCCAUGCUGAUCCUAACUGGUCCCGCAGCUUGUGGGAAACGAGAACUCGCCCACCGCCUCUGCAGACAGUUUAACACUUACUUCAGAUACGGGGCCUGUCACACCACGAGACCGCCUUAUUUUGGUGAAGGGGACCGAGUUGAUUAUCACUUUAUCUCUCAAGAAGUUUUUGAUGAAAUGCUGAACAUGGGGAAAUUUAUUCUAACAUUUAAUUACGGUAAUCACAAUUAUGGAUUAAAUAGGGACACUGUAGAAGGUAUUGCAAGAGACGGAUUAGCAAGCUGCAUUCAUAUGGAAAUAGAAGGUGUAAGAAGUUUGAAGUAUUCCUAUUUCGAGCCUCGAUAUAUCUUGGUGGUGCCCAUGGACAAGGAAAAAUACGAGGGAUAUUUGCGGAGGAAGGGACUAUUUAGUCGAGCAGAAAUUGAAUUCGCUGUCUCCAGGGUGGACGUUUAUGUUAAAAUUAAUCGGAAAUUUCCAGGAUAUUUUGAUGCAGUAAUCAAUGCAGAUGAUCUGGACAUUGCCUACAAAAAGCUAAGUGAUCUCAUUCGAGAAUACCUGGGAUUGACUGAGGAAGCUACUAAGGGCUUGGCUCCAGCUGCAGCAGGCGCUCCCUCUAGCAAGAAGACCAUCUCUGGGGUCCCAGCACACCUGGUCCCUUCCCCCAGGCGCUUGGCAAGACUGCAGGCAGAUGGCCAAAGACCAGAGGCUCUCCCAGAAGUGCAGACUCAUGCAAAGACCCCUGAAAGUCAGAACCCAGCUCUCCCACAGAGCCAAGAGUUAGCUGAGGAGGGAGAACACCCUAAGAAGGAGCCUUCUUCCAGCAGCCACCUGGAUCCACCUCAGCAGGUCAGUUCUUCAACACUUGAUAUUCCUCAGCAAGACCAAGACACAUCACCAAAGGUGAAGGAAGGGGAUGGUCAACCAGCCAACCUCCCUCCCAAAAUAACCACUGAGAUGGACGGCCCCGAAGAUGAGCCUGAGCCACAUGAACUAAAAGCAGGACAGUCUUCUACUAUUGCUGCUCAAGAGCCCCCUCAGCAUCCUGACCCCCCUCCCACACGCAGCCCUCAGCCAGACCAGGAUAAGGAACCUGGAGAGAUCAAAGGAACCCCUAGCAACCCACCCCCAACUGAACCCUCACAGGUACCUGACCCAGCUUCCCUCAGUCCUCAGAGAGUGCAGGAUGAGGGAACUGAGCCAGCCAACCCUGCACCCAGCAGUUCCCCUCACAAUCUUCCAGAAGAUCCCUCCACCUCUGAUGUAGUGAAGCCUGCUGGGGGUUCUCAACCACCUCUGAAGGAGGGAACCCCCAAAGCGGUUGUCCGUGCCAGUACUCCUUACCCAGAAAUUCCACCUCCCCAAGACUCAUCCUCAAACUCAAAACAUACCCAGGUCAGGGAACAGCCAGUGGCCUUGCUGCCUAAAAGUCGGCUAGCUCCUACCAGGUUACCCCAGCCCCAAACCCUGGCUCCUCUCCAGAGCAGGAGACCCACACCCAAGCUUCUUUCUCCCAGUAGGGAAGAGGCUUUGGGGACAAGCUCAGAUCAGACCCCAACUCCUUCUCCCAGGUCUCUCCCAACUCAGGAUGGAGACCCCAAUAAACUUCCUCCCAUCAGCCCUCCCCAGUCCAAACCACCCCCAAACCCAAGCCCCCAGGCAGCCCAUAGUCCACAGCAAGCCCAUGUUGGAAAAGCCAGCGAGGUGAAGCUCCCACUUAUUAGCCCCCCGAUCCAGGAACAAGCCCAGCAGCACUCCACCAACCCUCCCCAGGAAGAGGAGGCAUCCCCAGUCCGGCUCCCUCAUAUUCCUGCUCCCUCUGUGGAACCUCAGCUGCCUCAGAACACUAGGCCAAGGCCUGCUUCGAAGCCUGCAAAAGAAAGGAAAACUCCCAAAGUAGGCCAUGCCUCCAGCAAGAAGAUUCCAGAUCUACAGCCGUCACCUCACAGGCAAGAGGCUACUAAGCAGAAGGAUGCUAGGAAAAAAAACCUCAGGCAGAGAGAGACAGCUAAAGGGUCGCCAUAUCCAAGAAAGACUCCAGGGGUGAAGUCUCAGACAGCCCAGCAGUCGGAAUCCCAGAGCAAGCCAACUCCUAGGAAUGUGUCUGACCCGCUUGACUCCAGGUCCCCUCUGAGCCACACUGAAGCAGUAUCAACAGACCCCCAGAACCAGGAGGACAAAAACCGCAAAGCACACAAUUCCAGAAAAAAGGACCUGGCUCAGUCUGUAGGUGCGUCCCCAAAUGGGGAAACGUUAGAAGGAUUAGCUCAAGAAAACGAAACAGCCCUCGGUGAGAAUCAACCAACCCAAGAAGCUCAGCCCCUGGGGGUGUAUCCUGGUGGGGGAGAGGAGGCUCACAAAAAGGAAAGGUCUCAGAAGAGAGAGGUUGUGGGGAAGCCUUCAGAGCAGGAGGUUGCAGCCCCUAGCCAGCUGCGGGCCAAAGAGACACAAACCCAUAAAGACACCAGUCAGAUCAGACAGGGCUACGCCCAGAGGCACAACAUACUUAUGUCUAAGCAGCAAUCCAAAGAAAAACGAACUCGGAAAAAUGGGGAUGUACCACAGAACAGAAGCCCUACUGCUCCCCAGAAUCAGGUGUCAGAGGAGGAGCAGGGUGGCCGGACAGGAAGACUGCGAGCCAGGGGCAGCCAGAGCAUCAAAGUAUAAGCCCUGGCUCCUGAGAAGCUGUGACCCCUGAGAGCUGUGCUGUCGGGACACCAAGGUGCACCACUGGUUUCCUUCUGUGACCUCCAGUCAGCACCUCGCUUUGGGGCCUUGGUAGCUCUGUUCCUCUUGUGGCAGCAGCCGGGCAGACAGCUGGUGUGAUGCUGGUGUCAUCAAGGGGCUCUUGUGUUCAGCUGUGAAUUUCAAUAGGACUUAUGGCUGAAGAAGGGCAAAUUACCAUAAUGUUUUGUUUUCUUCAUUAGGAAAAUUCGCUUCUAGACUAGAACAUUCCUUCAUGCUUUUUACAUGAUUGGAGGAGCCUGCAGCAAAGAGGAAUGCUGCAAAAAGAAACCUUGCAGGUUUCAGAGAUUGCCAGCCUGCACUUACUUAACUUGUGAGGACGCAUCUCUGUAAGCUAGACUCUGGCCGGCGAGCACUCGAGGUCUGAAUUGGCCUAUGUUUUGCUUGUACGCUUCAAAAUGAGUAUCUUCCUUCUGUCUUUGAAUAGGAAUCUCAUGGUCCAUGGCUUCAUUAUGCCAAAGCAUCUGGUUGAAUCACUUAAAAGAAUUUGUGGAGAGAAAACUCAGGGGAAUCAGUUUUUUUCAUUUGUCUCUCCGUAUUAUUCUAUUAUAUUCCUGGCAAUGACUAAGGGAUGGCCAGAGCCAGCCUAUGGAAAUCUAUUAGAAGGAAGUAUAUGUGCAUCUUCCACAACCAAACUGUGGGAAGGGCCAGGGUGCAGCAGGUUCUCAGAGAGGCAAGGGGCCAGCCAUUGAACAUCACCAAGGUUCUUGUCCUCUUCUAGACUAAGCAAGAAUCUAGGACUGCCAUCACUUCUCACCUCUGUCAUUCUCCAUGUUGGCUCCAUUCUUUGGACUACAAAUGGUUAUAUGUCAUUCUCUCUACAUAGCAGGGACACGCCCACCAACAAUUCUCAAGCUACAUCCUGUGGCAUCUCUCAGCACUGCUAUAAAGGGAUUCAUCUAAAUCAUCCUUAAGGUUAAAAAGAAAAUCCAAAGAAAGGCUUAUUGCUCCUUUGAUCAAGCAUUCAUUUAGACCAGUCAGCUCUGGCUUGGGCAUGGUUAUCAUCAUCCAUAUCCCACUGGGUUCACUGAUCCGUGUGGAGACGGUGUUUACAGAAAGGAGGAUAAGUUCAGUCAAAGCCAUCAGCUCACGAUUCCACUCUUGAAAAAAGUUAGAAGAUAACCAUUGAGUACUUACUGAAGCCGUGUUUGAUAUCCCGUAUUUCAUUAUAUAACCAAUGACUAGUGCCUGUGUUUUACCUUAUGCAAAAGACAUGUGCCCACAAACCUGUAUGAAUGAUAAAUGUUAUCUCGAGUGCAAUAGAGGACACUGAUAUUUUUAAAAUCAGGGAUAUAAGGAGCGAACAAGACUCUUCUUAUAACUGAAAUAUUAGUAGAUAUCCUCUGAUUUAUCUGCCUUCUCCAAGAUAAAAGUUAGAGUAUGAUUUUUUGAAGUAAUUUAUGUUUAUUAAGUGAACCGUCAUCAAGAAGGCUUUAUUGAUCAUUUUCUGUGUGCCAGACAAAGUAAUGGUUGCUAUGUAUAUCCUAAGAUGAUGCUGACACUUCAGGGAACUCUGACAAAAUGGUCCAUUAUUACACCAUAUAAUUAGGGUGUCCGGAGAUCCCAAAACAAGCUUACCUGUAUUUGUCAUUCCACAGAUAAGACAACCUGUUCAUUUGCUUUUCUAGACUGUAGUAAGGGCACUGAGUUCAGCCUGCUAGAACUGUACCAGCAAAAACCUCAAAGAGAAGUUCAUCCCUCAGCUGAGACUUCAGGGCUGCAGAAUUGCUCAGUGUAUGGAUGCAGGAGGGGAUGCUUCCUGUUGCUUAAACACAGACAGGAACAGCUAGUGUCUCCUAAGGACCCAGCUGCCAGGUGAACUGUAGGCCUAUCUAAUCUGUGCCACGAGAAGGAGCUUUGGAAGCCUCAUCUUGUAACAGCGUGGGGAGGGGAGGGUGCUUAGAUUUGUACUUUAGGGAUAAAGUUAAGGAAGAAAAUACUAGAAACAGAAUGACGGGCUCAUCAUGACAGGAGGUAGACAGGGCAGCAAGGGCCUGAAAGAUGGCACUGGUGUCCAGGGAGGUCAAAUCCAGUUGGUGUUUAACUUGGCUGUGGAGAGGGUAGAUUAUGAAAGACAGCAAGCAAAGGAUCGCCUCUCUCUUUUUUUCUUGAGAGGGUCUUAUUAUGUAGCCCUGGCUGGACUGGAACUUGCUAUAUAAACCAGGAUGGCUUUGAACACACAGGGAUCCACAUGUCUCUGCCUCCCGAAUGUUCCGAUUAAAGGUGUGCACUGUGAUGCCCAGGACAUCUGUAUAUGGAAUUUGGGGUGCCUUAGUGGGCCAGAGCCAUGUUGGGUGUCCUUUUUGGCUGCUGUUUUAGAGGCCUUUGGAGCUGCAUUUCUCCUUAGCGUUUGAGUGGGACACAUUAAGCAAGUUUCCCUAAGCUGUGGAGGAGGCACUAACCCCUGGAAUUCAUAAUAAUAAGAGGGUUUUUUCUUUGUGGUUUUCUGUGGUUUGAAGUUUUAUGCCUCAGAUUCACUGCUGUUGAACAUUUUGAAAGGAGAGGGAAAGACUGUUGUCUCUGGCCAGAGGCAUUUACUCUGGUAUUGGUUCUCUUGCCGCAAGGAAAAACUUCAAUUUUUCAAUGCAGAACACAAAUAUAUAAACUGACCAUUUUCCAUGUACACCAACAGGCAAAGUUCAUAUUGCUUCCACCUGAGGCUUGUCACAAAGCGACCUUUAGAGAGAAAACAAAAAUCCAUGUGGGCUUUAAAAGUCACUGUCCGCAUACUACCACCUUCUUAAGGAAGUCUGGUGUUUAGUGUUCAAAUCAACAGAGAGCAUUUCCGCCAGGCGUAAGAACCUUCUUCAAGGACUUUACGUAAAGAGCUGAGCCCCCAAAAGACAGAGAAGGCAUGAUCAGACAACUUACAAAAGAGAAAGUAAAAAUGUCCAAUAAACAUGUCAGAAACAAUUUAAUCUCACUGUAAGUGAAAACAGAACAGACUUUUUUGAUACCUUUUUUUUAAAAAACCAGAUAUAAAACAGAUUAAGAUCCAUUUGGGUAAAGUACCGGUGUCAACAGUGAGGAAACAAAUUGGCAUACCUUUUCUGGAGAACAGUUUUCCAGCCCCUGUCAAAGAGUUUACAGACCUUUAAUCUGAUCAUUUAGAUCCAAGAAUUAUCAUGAGGAAAUAUACACGAGACUGCUCAUAUCAAAUUUUAUAAUGAAGGUUAGAAAUACUCCAUGUGAUAGAAUUUUUGAAAUACAUUUACAGCACGGCCAUCUGCUAGAGGCAUCUGCCUUAUGUUGCCCUUAUACUAAUGAAUCUUUACUAGGAAGAUAGUGUUCAUUCCACAUUAGAAAGAAAGAAGGUUAAGGAGGUACAGCCAGUAUGCCUCUCAUGUUAGUUCUGGGAUGCUAGGUUGUGAUUGAUGUUUUUCUCUCAUUUAUGUUUUUAGUAUUUUGCAAAUUUUCUACAAUGAGUUCAUGUUUAUUCUAAAAAGGAAGACAGAAUUAAUGCACGUGUGUGCGUGCAUACUCACACGCGCAGACACACACACACACACACACACACACACACACACACACACACUCUUUGAAGAGCUGCCAUGUCUAUUUGGUGUAUUCCAAUUUGACAUAAGUCCGAAGUGGCUUGCAGAAAAGCAGAACGGCCUCCUCCAGACAUUGGAUGUGUUACCUCACACAAGAGCCUCCAUGGGUUGGGUGAUUUCGUAGAGUGGAUAGAACUCAAGUUUCUCUUUUUGAUUUAUGAUCCACUUAGAACAACUGGUCCACUUGUUGGUUGUGAAGAAUCCAGCUGCCUUUUCCAUUAAGUAGCAUGCUUUUGUAGCAGAAAAUGCUUUUGUGGUUCCCGGUAUUCAUUAGCUCACUGGCUUAAAAUAUUUUUGACCAAGCCCCAUAGGUAGAAGUGCAUUUUACAGUAUCAUGGUCCAGUAAACACAUUCACAGAUAGGAAAUAAAAUAUCAUAAGACACCUUUCAUAGGUGAUGGACUCCCGUUUUCUAUGGUGCUGAGUUUAAAUUUUCUAGGUGCAGGUUGUAGCUUACUAAAUCAGUUUUACAAUGUAGUUUGCACUCUGCUGAGCCUCUGGACCUCAACCUUGUCCUGUUCCCUACUUGCCAGAUCACCUACUUUCUCUGUCUGCCUUCAGGUUGGUUCGAUAGGCUAGCCUCAACUUAUACUGAAUUCUUCUCUGAGAGCAGGAUCUGGUAUAUGGGCAGUUAAGCCCUUUGUUAUUGUUUGGCCUCAGCCUGAAUUCAAAUUCAAAUAGCCCAAGUUCCUGUACAAAGCUAUAAGCUCUUAUAUAAAGCUUUAAACACUUUAAAGCACUCUUGAUCAGUGGUGAGGCUAUGAGUAAGUAAUCAGCCAACUCUCUUGCCCUUAGCUCCAUGACAACCCUAUAAACAACACUGUUACAAUAAAGGAGCCCCCAAAUUCCACUUGAGGUCCUUGAGGUGUGAUAUGGGGUCUAGCACUAUAUGUCCAUACGUGAGUUUACAUGCAUGGUAGGGUUUGAAAGACUAACUUUAGUAAUAACUUUUCCGUGUUGACUAAGCAUCCAAAGAAGAAAGUAAAGGCCUGCCUCUCUUUCUGUGUGUUGAUGGUAGGUAAUGUUAGCAGAGCAGACCUCUAAUCUGAAAGUUGACUGUGGGAUGGCCAUCAUGAGCAGCAAAAGCUGAAAGCCUUCUGUUAAUGAUAGUAACCUUAGAAAGUCUCGAUUACAAAUAACACUGACUGUCAAAAUAAUCACUGGAAACCCCCUCUAGUCGGGAGUAAAUGAGGGAGUAUACGGAAAGCACUCAGAAUAAUGUCUGCCCUGCAGUAAGUACUGAGAUGAGCGUUUGUUAGCACUAACAUGUAAACAGCAAAGAAAAUAUUGCAUUUGAUCAUCAAUUAGAAUCGGCCAGUGUGUCCUAUUUAAACUAGGUGGAAGUGUUUGUUAAAUGAAAUCGUCUUCCCUGAAAAUCCCUUUAUGACUUCAGCCUUGACUAAUUUAAGGAGCUUAAGCAAAAUUAGAAUGAUAUUAAAAAGAAUUGGUAGUUCGGCAUAAUAUCCCUAAGAUAGAGGGCUUCUUCAAUAGGCAUUCACAGGCAGCCUGCUGCCUGCCCAAGACAAGGAGAGGUAUCAAAUCUGAGCUGAUGGUGAAUUUCCUCGUGACACAAACAUCAAACACUUGGGAUAACAGCUGGCACGUAGUACAUGCUCAAUAAAUGCUGUCUGUUCUUUUUAUUGUUAUCUCAUUGUUGAUAGAGAUCAAGUCCAUUCUACUGUGUAGACAGCACAUGCUGUCACAUUACGUGUCUGGGUAACAAACAGACUCGUUUAUUUGUUUUCUGUUUGUGGUGGGUUGAGACAAAACCUUUUACUUCUGGAUCUACCAACCCUCAAUUUCCAAGAACAAAACUAAAUAUCCAAGUGAAGAGUAAUAGAAAAACCUUUGUCAGGGAAAGUGACCGAUGAAAUGGUGACUUGGAGACAGUUGCUCAUGAGGCUAAAUUAUGGCCAGGUGCAACAGCACGUGCCUGGGUCCCAGCCACUCAGGAGGCUGAGGAAAGAAGGUCCGUUGAGUCAAGGGAGGCCAGUAAACAAGGGACUCUGUUUCGGUUGGUGGCAUUGUGGUACACCAGCAAGAUUUAUUCAAACGUAUUGGCCUAAGUAGCAGAGACUUUAGACCUGUGCUAAAGCCCCCUGCAGGCUUCUGUCCCCUCCUGCCUGUCCCCUGCUGCUGCUUCUUGUCCCUAACUUUCCCAUACAAUGCAGCUCUUUUAUGCUAAGCUUCCAAUCUUGACAUUUUCUCCCGUCUGUAUUUUAUUUCCUUCAAAGCUUCAGCUAGCAACUUCAAGAUAAACUUACUUAUUUUGUUAAAAAAAAAAAAAGCCCUGGCAUUAUCAUAUGUUUUAAUUGGAAUGUUCUGGAGUCGGUGUCUGAAUGCUGGCUUGUUAGUUGAGCUCCACAGAAGACAUAACAAAAUAUGAAGUCCAGAAGGAAGAAAAGGUUUUGAACUUCAUUUUCUCUGUGUAUGACUAUAUUUUCACAUGCAUUCUUUUUUUUCCCGGUGUGGAAUCCAUUUCUGUUUAAGUAGCUGGUUAUCCCUUUGAUUGGAUACCGAAGAGUACAGCAUCUCUCUGUUAUAAUAGUUUUGCAGAUGUAUUCAUUUUGCCUUAGAAACAUGAACAUUAUUACUCUAUUUCCUUGGACUUAUGAGAUAGCUUUCUACGUACUUUCCUAUUUUGCUCUGGAAAAUUAUCAUGGGAAUUAUAUGAAAUGAUUUUUCUGCUUGCUGUUAUUCCUUUCUUAGAACACAAACAGGCAUGAUGUGUUGAGAUGCAAUUCUGUCUUGGAAAAAUAGCUUUUUUGGUACCUUCAGCUUUGUGAAAAUACUCCCUAAUGAACUCACUGUUUUUCUUCACUUUCUACCACAAAUUGUGUAACUAUUCUGUUAGAAAUAAAGUUUACAUUCUAUAGCACAUUAUUGUGUUUUAAGUUGUCUUAAGCCUUUGUCCACGGUUGUAUAUUUCAUGAUGUAUAUUUAUAUGUAUAUUUCUUGUAGGGGAUUGUGAGAACUUGUGUGUAUGUAUUAAUCAUGGCAGGGAUAAAUUACUCUUAAUUUAAAAAAAAAACUGCAUGUUUUUAGAGUUGCCCUUGCAUGGGAGAAAAAAAAUGAAUGCCUUUGAAGUCAAUGGGUACUGAGAAAUUUUUUUCCUGAAAAUUGGAGCCUAUUUCCCAAGUCAUCCAUUCCAGAGACUGUUUCUUUCAAAGAGAGAAAAACUAGUGGGAAUACAAUUCCUUUUCAAAUUUUUAUUUAAAUAUUCACAGACUUUCCUAUUGAAAAACGAUCAGCCUUAUGUGUAUGGAGAGCGGCCACAUGUAUAUGCUACACAAGUAAUCUUACUACCGUACAAUCAUUGGUUAUUAAAAUGGGCUUUCACUUUUCAUAUUGUUCACAGUCUGGCUGCUACAUGGCAAUUUCAUUAGUACUUCCUGACCUGGAUGUUUCCCUGUGAUAGCACGUCCUUAACAUAGAUUAUUUUCUCCUUUCCUGUAUGUGAAAUAUCCUGUGUUGCCUGUAUGAUACAAUAUUAAACAUGCACAUGGUUUGUUCCCCGUGUGUUGUCUCUA